AGGAGGUGGGGGCCGGAGCGCAAAUGGCGUUGAGAUGGUUCAGGGCCCUGUUCAAACUCCAGCGCUGACCAUUCACCGGCGGAAGCGGCGGCGCAGGAGGCGGCGGCGGCCCAGCGGGAGCACGUAGCGGGCUCGGCACCGGCUCCGGCGGCGGCGGCCAGGGAGGCCUAGGCCCGGGCCCGGCCGGCAGCGCUCGAGGCGGGGAGGGAAGUUGCGGGGCCGCCGCUCCCCCCCCCCCCCUCCGCCGGGCUUCCUAUUUACCGAAAGCGGAGUCGCGGCUUGUGACUGUAGUGGAGCCCCUCGCCGCCCCCGGCGUGCCGGCCGGCCGUGUGCUCCCGCGCGGGGCUCCCGCGCCCGCCCGUGGGCCAUUGGGAGCGGGAGAGGCGGAGGCGGCCCGAGGCCAAAGCACCCGCCAGGCGCCGAGGAGAAUAUGAAACAGGUGUCAAAAUGACAUCCAGAUUUGGGAAAACAUACAGUAGGAAAGGAGGAAAUGGCAGUUCAAAAUUUGAUGAAGUCUUUUCCAACAAACGGACCACCCUUAGCACAAAAUGGGGAGAGACCACAUUUAUGGCUAAAUUAGGGCAGAAGAGGCCCAAUUUUAAACCCGAUAUCCAAGAAAUUCCGAAGAAACCUAAAGUUGAAGAAGAAAAUACUGGAGAUCCUUUUGGAUUUGAUAGUGACGAUGAAUCUCUACCAGUUUCUUCCAAGAAUUUAGCCCAGGGUAAGGGUUCCUCUCACUCGGAAUCUAGUGAAGCUGCUCCGCUGGAAGAAGUCACUUCUGUACUUGAAGCUAAUAGCAAAACUAGUCAUGCGGUGGGUGAGGACAGUGUUGUGGCUGUCAAAUGCUUACCUUUGGAAGAUACUUUGCUGGGGAAAGAGAAGAGCACAAGUCGGAUCCUAGAAGAUGACACAAGCAAAAGUAGCUGUACUAAAUUAAUGACUUCAGAUAAAGUGGAGAACUUUAAUGAGGAACAGGAGAAGAAUAGUCACCAUUUUCACAGAAAUGCUGAAGACAAUACUAAGAAACCCAAUGUAGAAACCACCCUGACUCCUGGAUACAAAACUGAGGAAAUCAGGGAAACAAAUGAUACUUGGAACUCCCAGUUUGGGAAAAGGUCAGAAUCUCCAUCAGAAAUGUCUCCAAUCAAGGGAUCUGUGAGAACUGGUUUGUAUGAAUGGGAUAAUGAUUUUGAAGAUAUCAGAUCAGAAGAUUGUAUUUUAAGUUUGGAUAGUGAUCCUCUUUUGGAGGUGAAGGGUGAGGAUUUAAAAAACCGAUUGGAAAAUGUAAAUGAAGCCAUCGAGGAAGAUAUUGUACAAAGUGUUCUUAGGCCAAGCAACUGUAGGACGUACUGUAGGGCCAAUAAGGCAAAAUCCUCGCAAGGAGCAUCAACUUUUGAUAAGCUAAUGGACGGCACCAGUCAGGCCUUAGCCAAAGCAAAUAGUGAAUCAAGUAAAGAUGGCCUGAAUCAGGCAAAGAAAGGCGGUGUAAGUUGUGGGACCAGUUUUAGAGGGACGGUUGGACGGACUAGAGAUUACACUGUUUUACAUCCAUCUUGCUUGUCAGUUUGUAAUGUUACCAUACAGGAUACUAUGGAACGCAGCAUGGAUGAGUUCACCGCAUCCACUCCUGCAGAUUUGGGAGAAGCUGGCCGGCUCAGAAAAAAGGCAGAUAUUGCAACCUCCAAGACCACUACUAGAUUUCGACCUAGUAAUACUAAAUCCAAAAAGGAUGUUAAACUUGAAUUUUUUGGUUUUGAAGAUCAUGAUGAGACAGGAGGUGAUGAAGGAGGUUCUGGAAGUUCUAAUUAUAAAAUUAAAUAUUUUGGUUUUGAUGAUCUCAGCGAAAGUGAAGAUGAUGAAGAUGAAGACUGUCAAAUGGAAAGAAAGACAAGCAAAAAAAGAACUAAAACAGCUCCAUCACCCUCCCUGCAGCCUACCCCAGAAAGCAAUGAUAAUUCCCAGGACAGUCAGUCUAGUACUAACAAUGCAGAAAACUUGGAUUUUACAGAGGACUUGCCUGGUGUGCCUGAAAGUGUGAAAAAGCCCAUAAACAAACAAGGAGAUAAAUCAAAGGAAAAUACGAGAAAGAUUUUUAGUGGCCCCAAACGGUCGCCUACAAAAGCUGUAUAUAAUGCCAGACAUUGGAACCAUCCAGACUCAGAAGAACUACCUGGCCCACCAGUAGUAAAACCUCAGAGUGUCACAGUAAGUGAAGUGAGGCUGUCUUCAAAGGAACCAAAUCAAAAAGAUGAUGGAGUUUUUAAGGCUCCUGCACCACCACUCAAAGUGAUAAAAACUGUGACAAUACCUACUCAGCCCUACCAAGAUAUAGUUACUGCACUGAAAUGCAGAAAAGAAGACAAAGAACUAUAUACUGUUGUUCAGCACGUGAAGCACUUCAAUGAUGUGGUGGAAUUUGGUGAAAAUCAGGAAUUCACUGAUGACAUUGAGUACUUGUUAAGUGGCUUAAAGAGCACUCAGCCUCUAAACACACGUUGCCUUAGUGUUAUUAGCUUGGCUACUAAAUGUGCCAUGCCCAGUUUUCGAAUGCACCUGAGAGCACAUGGAAUGGUAGCAAUGGUCUUUAAAACCUUGGAUGAUUCUCAGCACCAUCAGAAUCUAUCCCUCUGUACAGCUGCCCUCAUGUACAUACUGAGUAGGGAUCGUCUGAACAUGGAUCUUGAUAGAGCUAGCCUGGAUCUCAUGAUCCGACUUUUGGAACUGGAACAAGAUGCUUCAUCAGCUAAGUUAUUGAAUGAAAAAGACAUGAACAAAAUUAAAGAAAAAAUCCGAAGACUCUGUGAAACUGUACACAACAAGCAUCUUGAUCUAGAAAAUAUAACGACUGGGCAUUUAGCUAUGGAGACAUUACUGUCCCUUACUUCCAAACGAGCAGGAGACUGGUUUAAAGAAGAACUCCGGCUUCUGGGUGGUCUGGAUCAUAUUGUUGAUAAAGUAAAAGAAUGUGUGGAUCACUUAAGUAGCGAUGGGGAUGAAGAGAAACUAGUAGCCUCGUUGUGGGGAGCAGAGAGAUGUUUACGAGUUCUAGAAAGUGUAACAGUGCAUAAUCCAGAGAAUCAGAGCUACUUGAUAGCAUAUAAAGAUUCCCAGCUCAUUAUUUCAUCAGCUAAAGCAUUACAGCAUUGUGAAGAACUGAUUCAGCAGUAUAACCGCGCUGAAAACAGCAUAUGCAUAGCUGACAGUAAGCCUCUGCCUCACCAGAAUGUGACGAACCAUGUGGGCAAAGCAGUGGAGGACUGCAUGAGGGCCAUCAUCGGGGUGUUGCUCAAUCUGACUAAUGAUAAUGAGUGGGGCAGCACCAAAACAGGAGAACAGGAUGGCCUCAUAGGCACAGCAAUGAACUGUGUGCUUCAGGUCCCAAAGUACCUACCUCAGGAGCAGAGAUUUGAUAUUCGAGUGUUGGGCCUAGGUCUGCUGAUCAAUCUAGUGGAGUACAGUGCCCGGAAUCGGCACUGCCUGGUCAACAUGGAAACAGCCUGUUCUUUUGAUUCCUCCUUCUGCAGUGGAGAAGGAGGCGACAGUUUGAGGAUAGCUGGACAAGUGCAUGCUGUUCAGGCGUUAGUUCAGCUAUUCCUUGAGCGAGAGCGAGCAGCCCAGUUGGCAGAGAGUAAAACAGAUGAGUUGAUCAAAGAUGCCCCCACCACUCAACAUGAUAAGAGUGGAGAGUGGCAGGAGACCAGUGGAGAAAUACAGUGGGUAUCAACUGAGAAGACUGAUGGCACAGAAGAGAAGCAUAAGAAGGAGGAGGAGGAUGAAGAACUUGACCUCAAUAAAGCCCUUCAGCAUGCUGGCAAACACAUGGAGGAUUGCAUCGUGGCCUCCUACACGGCCCUGCUUCUCGGGUGUCUCUGCCAGGAAAGUCCAAUCAAUGUGACCACUGUGCGGGAGUAUCUGCCAGAAGGAGACUUCUCCAUAAUGACAGAGAUGCUCAAGAAAUUCCUGAGCUUCAUGAACCUUACGUGUGCUGUUGGAACAACAGGCCAGAAGUCUAUCUCCAGAGUGAUCGAGUAUUUGGAACAUUGCUAGCUGCUUUACCAUUGCUUCAGGUGCUCGGUGACGCUGGAGCUGUCCUUAGACAGAGAAGUCCUUGAAGAUAGACCGAGAACAGCCAUCAGUACCGUUCGUGUUUGGAUUCUUAAGACCACCUGAUUUCUUCGUCAUGCAUUCUGCAUCUGCUAAAUGACAGUUACUACAUCAAUCUGCAGCUAUCAAAAAUGAGGGAAAAGGUUCAGGCUGUUAACAAUUCCACGCAGUAUUUAAAUACCCUUAACUUUGGCAGAGUUUAUGCCCUCCCCUUAUUUUCUUGCUGUCUUCGGGGCAAGUGUUCAGGGGAAAUUUUGUGCUGCUGUUAGUGCGACUGCUGUGUACUUUGAGCCACUGUCGUCAUGCCAGCCAGGUGCAAAGGCAGCUUAGCGACUGAGGUGUCGAAGGUUCUGAGGACAUUCUAGACAACAGCUCAGUUCCUUUUUCAGGCUCAUUUGCUUUUGCUUUUUGUUGAAUGAUUCCAAUCGUAAAUAAAGCUUUUAAUAAUUUUGUGAAUUUUUUUGUUGUUGUUCCCUGAACUACUGUCUGUAUUUAAAAUUAGAUGGAAUCCAAAGACACAAGGGAUUAAUAGUAUAUUUUUUUAUUAUUGAUUAGGUUUGGGUUGUUGAACUAUUUUUCACUUUUGAGACCAUGACCAUAUUCAAUAUCAUGCCAUAAUGUGUCAUAGUUAUAGAUAACAAGAAAACAAGUAACAGUUUGAGGGAAUAUUAUAUAAAAUGAUGUGCCCUGUUAAAGGAUUAAGCAAAAUAGACAAACCCAGGGUAGUUUACACUUACGCUAGGGAGGCUCUUGAAACAUUAUUACGUUUUGAGGGAGGGUCUCUAGAUAUCUUUUGUAAUGUUCAGUUCAAUAAAUACAAGGAAGCUAAAACACCAAUGUGGAAUUCAUGUUUCCAGAUAACCUGUAUGUUCUUGUUACAGAGUGACAGGAUCAAUUGUGUAAGCGCAAAGCCUUAAAUUGCUGGUUUAGAGAAGACCCUUUUAUUUUGCUUUGUUUUUAAAUUUAGAUUUCUUUUUCAUAGAACAAUUGUUUGGAAAACCGGUAUGGAACACAGAAACCACCUUUUAUAGAUUUAAUUUCAUAAUCUAGCAAGUUUUUCUUACUAAUUAUUGUUUAGACCACUGACAAUAACUUUUUUUCUUUUUAAUUGAUUUGGGCCUGAAUACAGGCUUUCCAGAGGUCUGUCUCAUUAAUAGUUUUAAAUACCUUUCAGAUAAUUACAUCACGUUUCUUCAUUGGAUUUGUAAAACUUGAAGCCAUAAAACUAUUGAGUUUGGUGUGUAUUGAGGAAAAUAGCUAGAAGUCUAAUAAGGUUACCUGUUUAGACUUUGUUAUUUCCUUGUAUAAAGUGACAAAUCGGGGCUCUUGUAUCAGUGCCAGCUGUAAUGUUUUUUAAUGCAGUGGCUGCCUUCUAUUGUCUUCCUAUUUUUGAUAAUGCAGAUUGUUGGGAAAUCUAUGAGGAAGUAACUGAUUGCAGGCAAAAUUGUUUUCUUCUCCCGACCCCAAUCCCAACCCCAACCCCAACCCCAACCCCAGCUCCUCCCCUCCCCCUCCCCAUCACUCUCUGAGAACGCAGUGUACCAGUGUAACCUGGAAAGAUGGAGACUGUUGCCCUGAGUGUGAGAGCGAGCUGAGCAAGCUGUUUAAAAAGCAGAUCCAGACUGAUCUCCGUAGAGUUCAAUUAGCUAGGUAGAUUUUGUUUAAGUAUUUUAAAAUAUGUUCAUAUUUAUUAAUUGAUGGAUCUAGGAAAAGGAGCUGAUUUUUGGUCCAGCUGACUUGUGGCAGACGGUAAGGAGUAUUAGGACAUUUGGGUGAGAACAGUCAGGGCGAACUGCAUUUCUCUGUUACACUGGUAAGCAUUUGAGAAUUGAUUUACCUCAGUGUUUAACAGUUUCUGUUGUGUUUUUUAAAUAAUAACUAAUUGUCAAGCACUGAUAGAGAUGCAGGUUUGGGGGGCGGGCGGGGGGAGUUGUCUCCUCACCAGCUGCAGUGCAUUUGUGUGUUUUUAACCCUCAGAGGACUCUGCAUUUUAGGGUACUUGAGGCUGACUUGCAGAUUAACUAAAGUUUUAAAGUAACCUUUUUUUCCACUGUAAAUAUCUCUGUAAAUACUGCCAAUUGGAAAUUAGAACAGUAGAGUACUUUUCUGAAUCCAAUCCUAUUUUUAUUUUAUACAGUAUUUCUCAGCUGUGAUCUUUGGAGCAAAAGCCAACGGCAGGAAAAAAUAGUUUGUACCAGUUUCAUGAAGUAUGUCUUUGGGUUUUUGUAAAUAAUUUUAACUCGAAUAAAAUUGCUACUUUCAAUACA
Molecule: messenger RNA, 6371 nt
Organism: Oryctolagus cuniculus (rabbit)
Lineage: Eukaryota; Metazoa; Chordata; Mammalia; Lagomorpha; Leporidae
Gene: WAPL
Product: WAPL cohesin release factor
Source: RefSeq, a predicted model, not a curated record